GGAGCACUGCCCCAUAUGUUGUUGCCUCUCACAUAUAUCGCAGUUCCCCAGAUUGCACAUCUUUCAACCAACCAGCAAAAUCCCCGCAAAGAAAACUGCCAGAGAGUAAAUCGGUUGCAAAAUGACGAUGUCCGGCCCACCGCCCCCACUUCCGCCCAUGGCUUCUCCGCCACCAGUGCCUGAAGGAUGGAAAGCAGAGUGGUGUGGUGAGUAUAACACUUGGUACUACUUCAAUCAAGCAACGCAGACCUCCACCUGGGAGAACCCUCUGAACAAAGCGCCACUCCCACCCUCUCCACCUCCCUACGCACGCAGCGGCUCGCAUCCUCCUCAACCCCAGGGAAGCCUAUAUGGAGAUGAGGAGAAAUCGACCACAGAGCGCGGCUUCCCACCUGUCCUCGGCCGUAUCUUCGGCCACCACCACAGCCACAGCCCCCCUGUGAACCAGAAUACCCGCCCUACCAGCCCUGCGUUUCAAGGAAGCGCGCCCCUCUACAUCCAUGCGGCGUGCUGGUGUGAUCAAGACAUCACGCAAAAAGUCCGUGGCAUGGUGACUCCACAGCAGACGCUAUCACUCCGCUGCGAUGCCUUGACCUACCAUUUCGGAGACCCAAUGCCAAAUAAAAUAAAGCAAUUUUCCAUAUUGUAUUCUUAUGGGCAACAGCCAUGGCAACUCUUAGCAACCGUCGAAGACAAUGAAGCGAUUACACUUCUUCCCAUCCAGCCUGUUGACAAUUAUCGCGCACAAUUCGUGCAGCAGCCGACAAGCAAAAUCGUUGCUCUUGUCUGGGGCAUCAAGAAUGCGCUUGUUGAUGCAGAGAACUCGACUGGUCGCAGCGCAGGCUUGAAAUUGAUGGAACUUGAGCGGGAGGGGAGACUAGACGCGAGUAAUGCGUGGAUGGGUUUCGAUGGGCUUCCGAAUAUUGUGAAAAUGGCUGUGGUGUAUUAUCGUAAUCCGGAUGGAAGUGUUAGUGUUGCGGCUGCGAAGGAGGGAGAGACUCUGAGGUUGCCAUGGAAUGCUCUUGCUGGUGUGAUCUAGGGCUUUCGGACAUUUUUCGAUCUGUGUCCGAAGGUUCAAUUGGCUUGCAUUAUGUUAGAAAGCGAAUUUGAAGCUUCCUAACUCACUUCAAACGUGGCAUGUGAACUGCUGUGAGCCAUGACGUGAGACAAUGGACUGUCUUGAGGAUGG
This is a messenger RNA of Hyaloscypha bicolor E, 1189 nucleotides long. RefSeq lists its product as uncharacterized. Gene Ontology annotation, molecular function: protein binding. The transcript is spliced from 2 exons. The record is from RefSeq and is a predicted model, not a curated record. Bases 122 to 1039 code for a protein of 305 amino acids. NCBI's taxonomy places the organism in Eukaryota, Fungi, Ascomycota, Leotiomycetes, Helotiales, Hyaloscyphaceae.